Molecule: messenger RNA, 1041 nt
Organism: Cotesia congregata
Lineage: Eukaryota; Metazoa; Arthropoda; Insecta; Hymenoptera; Braconidae
Source: the annotation of a GenBank genome assembly
AUGUCGGAAAAUAGUUUAAACAGUGUUUAUCUUUUGGGUGCCGUUCAUAAUAAUUUGCCAUCACGCAAGCUGCCUAAAAAUGGCGACGUUUUGAAUUAUUUUAUGUUUAAGCAUAAGAUCUUAAAGAAGACAGUUACUGAAUGUGCUGCAGAGAUUAUAGAUGAAGUUCAAGAAAUUUGGAGUGAUAUGAAUACACCAUUGAUAAAACAUCAACAUGCAUUAAAAAAAAUGGAAAUGCUAUUUACAGAAUGGAGAAAUUUAGAUAAAAGUCGACUUAAAAAACAUUCGGAGUUUCAUCUGUUGAAAAUAAAAAAAUUUACUGAUAAACUAAAUGAAUUAUUUGAUGUGAGAUUAAAAAAAGAUAUAUCUCAUGACUCCUGUCCUGAAAAACUGUUUUCGUUAGUAAGAAGAAGUAAAGGCCGGUUAACACCAAUACCAGAUGACGUAGAAGAUGAAAGUUUUCCUCUUGAACCAAUAGAGAACGACAUUGAUGAAAAUGUCUUAAGUCAAGCUUUAUCUGACACAUCUAUUUCUUUUGAAGAAUUGAGCAGAUCAUCUUCUAGUUCUUGUUCAAGAGCAUCAAAAAGAACGAUAUCUAAUUUUGAAGACGAACUUCCGCAAAGUUCACAUGAAAAUAAAAUAGAUAUUAUGACUCCCGAAUUAUCAUCAGCUUUGGACAGAUCAAAUGUCUCUAGCAGAAAUGCUGCUUAUAUCGUUAUCGCUGUCGCAAAAAGUUUGGGUCAUGAUCCUAACAAAAUUAAUGUUAGCCAUAGGUCAAUACAUAGAGAUCGUAAUAAAAUGAGAAAAAUGAUGGCGACAGAUAUAAAAAAUAAUAAUUCUGCUAUCCAGAAUUUAGUAUUACACUGGGACGGUAAAUUGCUCUCAGAUUGUGGUGGUACUCAGAAAGUUGACAGACUUCCAAUAGUUUUAUCAGGUCUAAAUUAUGAACAACUUCUAGCAGUUCCAAAAUUAAACAGUGGUACAGGAUUUAAUCAAGCUCAUUCGAUAGUCGCAGAGUUAAAACGAUGGGACAUUGUCAAU